Camelus dromedarius (Arabian camel) is the source of this 9359-nucleotide messenger RNA. RefSeq lists its product as uncharacterized. The coding region runs from base 1401 to 2123 and encodes 240 amino acids. Lineage: Eukaryota; Metazoa; Chordata; Mammalia; Artiodactyla; Camelidae. The transcript has 17 exons. The record is from RefSeq and is a predicted model, not a curated record.
UUUUCAUUUAAUUUUAUGUAACACCAAGAUGAGGUUUUUGCACUGAAGACUGUUUCAUUGAAAUUUUACCUACGUUAUGGACAGUCAGUUUAUGUGAAAGCCCUCAUUUCUCCCCUUUUCUGAUAUAUUUUCCAUUUGGCUAUUAUAACAUAUACCUUGGCAUGAAAUAAAAUUCCAAAUCCAUUCACAUAAUAAAAUUAAUACAUUUAAAUUAUAUUUUUUAAUGUUAAAAAGAAAGAAAAAAAAACCCCAGACUCCUCUACCUAUUAGGCAUUUCUGUGGCAAUAUCUAAUAGACUCCUUAAUCAUGACAUUGAAGAACUGAGCUGAUUCCAGCCCCUUUCCACCUGCUCAGCCCCAUCUUGUCCCAUCCCCUGUGGAUGGAGAGGACAUCCAUCCCAUUUUCCAGGUCCAGAUGUUGGAACCAUGUUCUCUCUCUCUCUCUUUCUCUUACACACACACAGACAGCAAAUCCAGCUUGUUAGAAAAUUCUGGCUACUCUGAAAUCAUUAACCACAUACUCCCUGUUCCCCACCCUCCUAGGAGCCACCUUCAACCCCUUGUUGGACACCAAUUAGCCUACUUCUUCCAUCUUUGCUUUUCUACAAUCUCAUCCACACAGAGUCAGAGGGAGCCUUUAAAAGCAUACAUUGAGGGGGUGGGUGUAGCUCAGUGAUACAGUGCAUGCUUAGCAUGCAUGAGAUCCUGGGUUCAAACUACAGCACCUUCACUAAAAUAAAUAAAUUAACCUCCUCCCAAGAAAACUCAAAACAAAAGCAUAAAUUGGACAUCACCCAUCCCAUCAAAACUCACUAAAAGGGUCACCAUUCCAUUAGGAGCCAAAGUCGUCCCAAAGUCUUCGAGGACCCGGCCUGCUCUGCCUCUCCGCCCACACUCUCCCCAUCACUCUGGGGGCCUCUGGCUCCGGCUCUUCCUUCUUCCUCCGGAUCUAUUCUGCUUCAAGUUCAUUACUCCUUGAGAUCUGCCAGGAUUGCCUUAUUCCCUCCUGCCUGCCUCCCACCCCACCACCAUCACCUGAGUUUGCUCAUAUCACUCUUAUUUUUCCCCAAGCUCUUGCUACCCCCAUCAUGUUGCCUGUUUUCUCUGCUAAAACUCUGAGCCCCCAGUGAUGGGGAGUCGUGUCUAUUUUGUUGACUAAUAAAGCCCAAGAGCCUUGGGAAUGGGUAUAGUUACUAGAUUCCCAUAAGUAGUAGGAGCUUAUACAGAUUUGCUGAAUGAAAGCAGAGGUCCUGGUCCAAUUCGAUGGAGCACUUCUGUGUCCUGCUCAAAGAUUAACUCUCCUUUCCUCCUGAGAGAGGGUGACCACUUCCUUGGUGAUCAAAGAUUGAACAGGAUCCAGGGGGAAGUACCAAGCCUGUCCCAUCGGCCAUCCUGUGUGUCAUGUCCUGUGACCCAGAGGAUGCUCAGCACCCUCCAGCUGAAGAAACAGAUUGCCUUAGGUACAUGAAAGGUGAGGACACCUACUAUCCCCAUGGAGCGCAGGUGGGGCUGGGAGUCUGCUGUUUGUACAGCCGGUGGGCUCGUGUUGCUUUGGGCAUCCCUGUGCCUGAAUUCCUGCAGUACACUCGGUGCCUGUUUCCUAAUCUGCAAAACUGGAAUGAUGUUAACCAUCCCGCAGUGCAUUCCAUGGUGCAUCCUCGCCUAGAAUUGAGUGGAAGCAAGUCCAUCUCAGAAGGGACAUACCUGAAGAGAAAUGGCUUUCCAGACUCUGAAGGGCAGAGAAAGCACCAGCCUGGGUUAGAGAAAGAGAACAGCAUCUCUGAGCCCGUCCUGGGUGACCUCACAGAGAUCACCCUAGUGGCCCAGGCUAGUGACCGGGAACAUGUACCUUCCUGCAGCCAACCCCAGACGUCCACUGAUGCAUCAUAUACUGGCAAAGAUCCUGGCCUGGGGGGGUGUUGGCCGCCGGAGAUUCGCCAGAUGUUGGACUCCAGCUUAACCACCGGAAGUGGGCAGGAUGUGCUGAGGGGGCGGAGGCAGCCGCCAAGGCAGCGACGGAGGGGGCUGUCCCUGGCCAGCCGGUCAAUUUGUUCCCAUCUCAACAUUUGCUGUCCCAGUUUCGCAGGACGCCCUUCUCCAGUUUAUCCUUCUCCUGGGAGGUGACAUUUUAGGUUAUUGGGUCCCAGAUUGCUGGCACACUCAUCCCUGUUCUCAAACAUCUUUUAAACUUGGGUGAAGUGUUAAGUUGGGGAAGAAGAUGAUUUACUGAAAGUCUCCCGAGAAGAGAUUCAGACUGAACAGCUUUGUGUCGGACUUUGGAAGACCGCUGGUGCCCAAGGGGUUCUCUGGCAGCACAAUGACGAAUCUAGGUCCCUCUUUCACUGCUACGUCAAUGAAGUGGACCGCAUGGACAAGGCCAAAGCUGGUAUCCCAACCAUAGCCCUUGACAGUGAUGUUCGGCUCCAGGAAGCCAUCAGAUGCAGCAGGUGGCCAGAGAAGGAGCCUAACGGGCUCAUGAAAUGUGACACCCCCAGCUUCAUCAACACGGACCAGAACUCUUCCUUUGGGGAAGAUGAUCUCCUGAUUUUGGAACCACCGAUUGUUCUAGAAAAUAAGCCAGUUGCCCAGACCUCACACAAAGACUUGAAUUGGAAAUGUGCUUUGUCAAGUGUUUCUCUGAAGAUGUGAAGUCUGUCUUUGUAUGGCAGGAAGUCCCCUUUCACAAAAUUGUAUGUGUUUGUGUCUGAGAGAGAGAAAUGGAGACAGACAGAAAGACGGAGACAGAAGAGAGCCCCCUCAGAAGAGAGCUAGUUAAGCACCCCAGACUGACGAAGACAGUGGAGAAUGCCUCUGAGUUUGGCACUGAUUGCCUGGAGAAUGCUGAAACCCAGGGAAGUGGGCAGCACAGACGUUUACUCAUUUAAUCCUGCCAACACAGUAGGAGAUAGAGUCUACAUAUUCCUCGCUACUUAAAAGAUCCCUGCCUUCUCUCUGCUCCUCCUGUCCAUGUCUCUCCCUCCACUUUUCCCCUUCUCCCCUCCUCCUCCCAUCUUCUCCGUCCCUCCCUUCCCCAACUUCUCUUGCAGAACACAGAGAGGAUCGCUGGCCCUCCUGCGCAUGCGCAGUGUGUGCCAGCUGGACCGAGGGUUGGAAGCUGCAACUCCGAGCCGGGGAUCGGCCCCAAAGGCUUCUCAGCUCUUUCGCCCGCUCAGUGGUGUGGGCGCUGCUCCCCGGGCUGAGAGCCUCCGGCUGUGAACCCCAGCUUCUCCUGUUGGAGUCGGGAAAAGGGAGCGUCAGUGCUGAGCGAGCUUCCGUCUCCUCCCUCAGUGUUUCUGCCCCAGUACGUUUUGGUUACUGAGACCCUCGAAUUCCCAUAUGAAUUGUAGCAGCAGCUAGUCAGUUUCUGCAGAGGAGACCGCAGGGAUUGUGAUCGAGACCACGUUGAAUAUACGGAUCGUUCUGGGGAGCACUGCCAUUCCAAAAGCGCUGUCUUCUGAUCCAGCAAUGUGCGUGGUUUGUCCAGGUGAUAAUGCUCUGGCUGCUGAAUGUGCCCUUUCCCCAGACUUGGUUUUGGAGUUAAGUCACCAUCAGUGGAGCCCUCUCUUUAAAAGAUGAAGAAAACAUUUGCUCCUUCUCCCUGGUUGGGGACUUGGAUGAGAUGAGGUGCCCUCACCUCCCGUAGCAUCCAUCCAGACACCGGAACUGACACUGGCCGUGCUCCGAACUGCCUCAGCCCUGAAGACACAACUGACAAAUAGAAGGGGACCACGCCCUGUUACAGCAGGUGCUCUCACUUUGUGGAUCCUUAUGUAACUGAGCGGUGUUAAUCAGGAUUGCCCGUUCUACAUUGUGUGGCGCUGCUGCGGUGUCUCCUAGUUACUUGUUUCUCUCGCUUUAUUCACUCAGGGGUAUAUCAUGGACGUCCUCCCACUCCAGACUCACCCGGCCCUUUCAGAUAGAUUGGAGGGGUCUCCUGAUGUGCGGGUGUCGUCUCUUGUCCACGGAAACAUUUGGUGGGAGACUGCUGUGGACAAGGCCCUGGACCACGGCGAAACGCCGGCUCCCUCAGCGCCCGCAGCUCGCCUUGAUUUACCGCAUCAUUGUCUUGAUGGUGGACAGUUAAGUUUUCUCCAUUUUCCACUGUCAGAAAGAAUGUUUGAGUUGCAUCCUUCUUGUACAGAACUUCCUGUGAUCUUGUAUGUGUAUUCCUUUAGUUAAGGCUUCUGGAAAUUUAGUCCCUGGAUGUGACAUUUACAUUCAUCACAGACUCCUUUCAAGUGACUAGAAAUUCCUUCUCCAUUGGGGAAUGAAAAAAUGCACAAUUACUUAUGUAACCAAUUCUCUAUCGCUGGAUAUGAUUUCACUUCAGUUUUUCUUCCCACCUUUGUAAACAGUGCUGUGUAAAUGCCCUGAUGGGUACAUCUUUUUGGACUGAUUUUUUUUUCCUAAAGGAAACGAUUCCUAGAAGUGGAGUUGAGUCAGUGUGUAUGUACGUUUUUCAGAGCUUACAAAUCCAUUGAUAUGUCAUCCUCUGAAAAAGUCGCUCAUGAUUUGUUCUCCCACAGAUGGACACUAGCUAGAUUAUCUUAAAAAUAUUUGCCAAUAUGAUAAGCAAAAGUGCUUUUUCAUUGUUUUUUUUGCAUUUGAUGACCAGUGAAGUUUUGAGCAUUUUUCACUCAUUAGUCAUUUGACUUUUUUAAAAUGAAUGAUUCCUUUUGUCCUUUGCCCACAUUUAAGUGAGGGAGCUUCUUGUUGCUUUGUGACAGCUUUUUGUAUGUUAUGAAAAUUAACUUCGUGAAUUCAUCAACAUGUAUCACAGAGCUUUUUCUUGUCAUUUCUUUCCUUUCAUUUUGUUCAGGAAGUUUUCUGAUUUUUGUUGUGGCUCAAACUAUUCUUAGGAUAGUAAAUGUCUUCCUUAUGGGUUUUAUCUUUGACAUUAUUCUUAGAAAUACUCUCUUAUAAUGGAAUAAAUCUCUUCUGUAGGUUUUUUUUAAUCUCUAAGAUGGAGAUUAUAAUAGUACAUGUUAUAGUGAGGAGAAGUUGAGUUAAUAAGAGCAAAGAGUUGUAUUUGCUGUUACUAGUACUUUUUAAUAUUUACAUCGCUAUCUGCAAUUUAUCUUGUGGUCAUUAUGACAGGAGUAGAAUUUAUUCUUUCCAGGUGAUUCUCUGUCCCAGGACAAUUAUCGAAUUCAUAAUUUUCUCUUUGAUUUGAAAUCCCACCUGUACAAAAUACUUACAUACACUAGAGUCUUUUUUGAGCUCAUGGUUCCCUUCUGUCAAUCUCCUUUCCUUACUCCAGCACCAUAUCUUACAUGUUGUAAAAAUUUAUUUAAUAACUGGCAGUCUGAUUUUUUUUGAUUCUUUUCUUCCAUCCCAAAUUUUCUUGUCAAGUAUUAUGACUUUAUUAUUCCUGAAGAAUUCCAAAAUAUUUUGUUCAAGUUAAAAAAAAUCAGAUUGGAAUUUUCAUGGGAUUUUUUAGUAAGUUUUGAAUUAUUCUUAGGAGAACUUACAUCUUUACAAAACUGCUUUUCUCCAUGCAAUAUGUUUAUGUCUCUACAUUCAUACCUCUUACUUUAACCCUCAGUACAGUCCUGAAGUUUCUCCAUUUAGAAUAUGGGCAUUAUUUUUGAAUUUAUUCCAGAUUAUUGUUUAUGUUUUUGUUAAUUUUGUAAGUGAGAAUUUUUUGCUAUUAUAUUUUUAAAUGUUUAAAACUGACAUUUAGAAAGGAAGAUUCGGUUUGUCAAUACUCACUUUGUAACUUGUCAUUUAAAAUUGUAAGUAUUAAGUACUUGUUCCAGAAUCCUUUCUUUUCUGUUUUUUAAAAUUUGUUUCCAAGAUUCUCAAAAUGUUCAUAGCUAAGUAGUAUAGGUGGGGACACAGAUGGAGAGAGGAAGUGUGGCUCACGAACAAACUGUGAGCAAUUUCAUGGCUGCCUUUAGGCUGGAGAAGCCACAGAAGAGCCCAGGUUAGACCAAGGGUGGCUUUGUAUGCACUUGAAAGCCAGCUUUCCUGCCUGUAUGGUGAAGCCUGGUGGGCGUGGCAGGUAGAUGAUCAAGGUCUGAUCAAGGUCAUUGGCUGCACAGAGCACUGUGUCUGUGAGAACUGGAGACCAUUACCAUGGGAAAUGCUUGGCGCCAGGAACACUGCAGGGGAGCUGGGGAGCCUGUGUGUUAAGGAUUUUCCAGCCCUGGGAGUGGGAAGAUGAGACUCUGCAUUCAGAUCUGAGUUUGAAUUCAUCCUCUCUUGUUUACUGGUCCUCUGACUUUUGUCAAGUUAUCUACCCGCUUUGAACUCCUGUUUUCUUGUCUCUCAAAACAGGAGAAUUACAGCCUGCUGCUAGAGUGUUUGAUCAGGGUAAAUGAUUUGUGUCUAUAAGAUGCCACGUACAGUCACAAUCUCAGUGAGAAAUGGGCUGUCGCCUCUUCUUCUGCAACUCAGUGCUCGAUAAGACAUCGGGGGAAAGCCAGUCCCUAAUUUGUAUGUGAUGCAAUGAGGAACAAAAUUAACGUCUUGCCUUUCCCUAGCAGGAUUCUUAUUUCUUUGCUUCAUUUACCUCUUUCCUCCUUUACUCUCCCCUUUCACCUCCUCCACCAAAAGAGACUGAGUCUGUCUCAGAACACUACAUUCAAAUUACUUUAAAUGUUGGCUCAUCCCCAUGAAAUUACAGUGAAAUUAAAAAUAAUCUGUACACGUCCCAGACAUGAUUAUAUUUGAUAUACACACACACACACACACACACACACACACACACACACACAAUCAGGCUACCUCCCAUUUGCUGAGGGAGAAGGACCACUUUUUCUGAGUUUUCAUUCACUGAGCGUGAGAGCAAAGUCUCUUAAGCAGAAAUUCGCCUGGCUUCUUGCAUGGUUUUUUAAAUUGGAUUUCUGCUUUGUGUCCACAGAAAUAGACUCCUAUUAGAAGAGGGGAAGUGGAGACAUAGAUAUUCUGCUGAGAUAUUGGUGUCAUCAUAUUUGAGUUGGAAAGGACUUACGACAGCAUAGAGUCGUACCUUUUUAUGGGUGAGAAUCCAUGAUAGUGUAACUUGGACAAGAACCCGGGUCUUCUGUCUUCAUGUCCACGCGGAUGAAGAGGCAACUGGGUGGGGGAUGGCAGGGAUCCUUACUUGAGUUCCGGGGUCUUGCUAGUUUCCAUUGUUCAGCUGCCUUUAGUUUAUGUCCAUGUGGCCUCUCAUGGGAAGGUCACUCUAUCCUGAUAGAUUGAGUUUCUAAUCAGCAAAAAGGUCUGGACCCACUCAUGUUUCCCAGAGAUUUUCUGCUGACCUGCUGACAGUUUAUAUACAUGAGAUCUUAGAAACUGCUGGAUAUAAAAUCCUUAUUGUUAUCAUUUGCCCUCGAGUUCCACAGGAAUGGGGUGCUGUCUCAGGCUGUCUAAGGCCAGCUCUGAACAAAGAUAGGGUGAUAGGCUGUGCAGCUGGACACUCCCCAGUCGAAUGGGAUUUCCACCUUAGUUUUUAGAAUCAGGCAGAUGAGUUCAAAUCUUACCUUUACCAGUUAUUAGCUUUGUGACCUUGAGGAAGAAACUUUACUUUUUUGGGGACAAAUUUUCUUUAUCCGUAAAUAAGUUCAGUAUUUAUUUUAGGGUUUUUGUUUUAGAAUUGAAUGAGCUAAUUCCCUCAUUUAUUCCUAAAAUACUGAUCACAUGGUUCUAUGCUGGUGACCUAGUGGUUGAUUACUAAGGGACUCAGUAGUGAGAAUGUGGGUGAGGCUCCCUGGAUAAUAGAGCUUAUAUUCCAUGAUAUGCUUGUAAAAGACUGGAUUGCAGUGGAUUUUUAGUAAAUGUCCAUUCUUUUCCUAAUCCCCAUUGAUUGUGUAUAUAUCUUUAUACUAAUAUAUGAACAAUUUUUUAUUGCAAUAUAAGUCUUUUUGUAGUAUUUAAAGUAUGUAGCUAUAACAAAAAUACGUGAAAUAAAAUGAUUUGACUUUUAUUUUCUUUUCAAUAAACAAAACAAAAUAAAAUAGAAAAGAAAAGAAAAAGUUUUGAAGGAGUAGAAAUAAUUUUAUUUCCGUGUAAUCGACUCCCUAUGUUAGGUUUUUCGGUUGUGUUCUUAAACAGCAUAUAAAAUUGACAGGUUUUGACUUCAGUGUUGAUAGCUGGGUGAGUAUAGUUUCUUUUUGUGGUUGUCUUUGAUGAAUUAUUUGCACUAGAUCAUAAAUAAUGUGCAUGUUACAUAUUGGAAACGAGGAAAGAGUGGAGACAUACUACCUCCAAUGCAGUCAUUUUGUUACCGAGUCCAAACUCAUUCUGCUCACCAAAUGACAGGCCAAUAAACUGGGAGAUGAGGUGUUGGAGCAAGGAAUAGUGACUUUAUUUGCAAAGCUGGCAGACCCAGAAGAUGGCAGACUGAUGUCCUGAAGAACCAUCUUCCCCAAGUCAGAAUUGAGUCUCCUUUUAUACUAAAAAGGGGUGGGGCUGCAGUUGGUUGUUGGAAACUUCUUGUUGUAUGAAUUGCUUGUCCUUUGAAUCCGCUGUUCUUGCAGCUGUCCAUGUGGAUCAAAUCAUGUUGCCAUUGUAAUACCUCCAAAAGUAAAACAAAGUUAUUCUCUAUUUUGCAACUUGCCAUCUCUACAUAAGUGCAGAUUAGUUAGCAUCCUUCAAGAUCACGGCCAGGAGAAGAGGCUGUCCUGGAUAUUUCAGUCUAAAGGCAACUUUCUUUUACAAAUGGUGCAGAGAUAGCAAGUCUGAGCCUAGAAAACAGGGCACAGGUUUAAAGCCAAAGGAACAGACCUAACAUGGGGUCAAAAUUGUUCUUUUCUAUUACAAUUCCCUUUUCCGCUUCAUAGAUAAUUUUAGUAAGAAACAUGAGCAAUUUUGUAUUUUUGCUUCUUAAUAACCGAUAAGUGGGCCAACUAUAUUUUUGUGAGCAGGGAUGCUGUGCGGGCAUAGGGGUCACAGCAAACUCUUGUUGGGGGUGGCCGACCCUGGAACAUGUCUGAUGCCCCGUGAGUGUUGGUGAGGGUCCCCUAGCCAGCGGCUCUCUUCAGGAGGCAGCAUAUGGGCAUUGAUAUCUGGAGACCUCAUUUUCGGCUGCAGGAAAUUUUUUAGAUACUGCGAUUGAAAAAUCACUCCAGCUGGGGAUAAUUAGGGAAAAAAGGAAAAGUAAAAGGGUUUGGAGUAGAGUAGAAGAGAAGGACAUCAGAUCACGGAGCCUGAGUGCUUGGCAGCGGGGCUUCGGGGGAGAGGGGAGCAGACGUGGGGAGGGGCCUGGCACCGGAACCAGCUCCUGCACCUGUCAACAUGCCCAAGCCACAUAGCUUUUAAUUGGGCCACCUCUCUGGGCUGGAUGUCACCCUGUGCAGAACCUUGAGAAUCGAAGGUAAGGGGUGGGCAGCACUCACCUAGGGGUCACUGUAGAUUUCGGUCAAGUCCACAGUGCCU